CUGGCCCCACGCUGGUCACAUGCCAUGUGGCGCUUCAGCGGUCGGCGGGGACUCUGCGCUGUACAGCGACUGAGCUGCGGCAGGGUACACCACAGAGUAUGGAGGGAGAAGAGUGGCCAAGCCUGUGAACGAGCUCUACAGUAUAAAGUGGGGGAGAAAAUCCACGGGUUCACUGUAAACCAGGUCACUCCUGUCCCCGAGCUGUUCCUGACAGCCGUGAAGCUCAGCCAUGACAACACGGGAGCCAGAUACCUGCACCUGGCAAGGGAAGACAAGAAUAACUUAUUCAGUGUGCAGUUCCGCACAACCCCAAUGGAUAGCACUGGGGUCCCCCAUGUUCUCGAGCAUACUGUCCUCUGCGGCUCUCAGAAGUACCCAUGCAGAGAUCCUUUCUUCAAAAUGCUCAACAGGUCACUGUCCACAUUUAUGAAUGCCAUGACAGCCAGCGAUUACACGAUAUAUCCGUUUUCCACUCAAAAUCCCAAAGAUUUUCAGAACCUCCUCUCGGUGUAUUUGGAUGCCACUUUCUUCCCCUGCUUGAGGGAACUGGACUUCUGGCAGGAAGGAUGGCGUCUAGAGCAUGAGAAUCCCAGCGACCCUCAGACGCCCUUGAUCUUUAAGGGGGUCGUCUUUAACGAGAUGAAAGGGGCAUUUACAGACAAUGAGAGGAUAUUCUCCCAGCACCUCCAGAACAAGCUGCUUCCUGACCACACCUACUCCGUGGUUUCUGGAGGGGACCCACUGUGCAUCCCGGAGCUCACGUGGGAGCAGCUGAAACAGUUCCAUGCUACUCAUUAUCACCCAAGCAAUGCCAGGUUCUUCACUUACGGCAAUUUUCAGCUGGAAGGACACCUGAAGCAAAUUCACGAAGAAGCCCUGAGUAAAUUCCAGAGAUUGGAGCAGAGUACAGCGGUGCCUGCCCAGCCGCACUGGGACAAGCCUAGGGAAUUCCAUAUAACAUGUGGCCCAGAUUCACUAGCUACGGAGACUGCCAAGCAGACAACUGUCAGCGUUAGCUUCCUCUUACCAGAUAUCACUGACACAUUUGAAGCCUUCACCUUGAGCCUUCUGUCUUCCCUCCUGAUUUCUGGACCCAACUCCCCCUUCUACAAAGCUUUGAUUGAGUCUGGACUCGGCACAGACUUUUCUCCUGAUGUUGGAUAUAAUGGCUAUACACGGGAGGCUUACUUCAGUGUCGGGCUUCAAGGGAUCGCAGAGAAAGAUGUCAAGACGGUCAGAGAGCUCGUGGACAGGACAAUUGAAGAAGUUAUAACCAGAGUGAAAGGAUUUGAAGAUGAUCGAAUUGAAGCUCUGCUUCAUAAAAUCGAAAUUCAAACGAAGCAUCAGUCAGCCAGCUUUGGCCUGACCCUGACGUCAUAUAUAGCUUCUUGCUGGAACCAUGAUGGGGACCCCGUGGAGCUCCUGCAGAUUGGAAGUCAGCUGACUAGAUUUAGGAAGUGCCUUAAGGAAAAUCCAAAAUUUUUACAAGAAAAAGUAGAACAAUAUUUUAAGAAGAAUCAGCACAAGCUGACUUUAUCCAUGAAGCCAGACGACAAGUAUUAUGAAAAGCAAACUCAGAUGGAGACAGAAAAGCUGGAGCAAAAGGUGAAUUCUCUCUCCCCGGCGGACAAGCAGCAGAUCUACGAGAAAGGUUUAGAACUACAGACGCAGCAAAGUAAACAUCAGGAUGCCUCCUGCCUCCCAGCAUUGAAAGUCUCGGACAUUGAGCCCUCCAUGCCUUUCACCAAGCUUGACAUCGGCCUUGCAGCUGGAGACAUCCCUGUGCAGUACUGCCCACAGCCCACCAACGGCAUGGUGUAUUUCCGAGCCUUUUCCAGUUUAAACACACUGCCAGAGGACCUGAGGCCCAUUGUGCCUCUCUUUUGCAGCGUGCUGACCAAGUUAGGUUGUGGCAUCCUUAACUACAGAGAGCAAGCCCAACAGAUUGAGCUCAAGACAGGAGGCAUGAGUGUCACGCCCCAUGUGCUCCCUGACGACUCACAGCUGGAUACCUACGAGCAGGGUGUGUUAUUUUCAUCUCUCUGCCUGGAGCGGAACCUGCCAGACAUGAUGCAUCUGUGGAGCGAAAUAUUUAACAAUCCAUGCUUUGAAGAAGAAGAACACUUCAAAGUGUUGGUGAAGAUGACUGCUCAGGAGCUCUCCAAUGGAAUUUCAGACUCGGGCCAUCUCUAUGCAGCCCUCAGAGCAAGCAAGACACUGACACCUUCAGGGGACUUGCAGGAGACCUUCAGUGGGAUGGAUCAGGUGAAGGUGAUGAAAAGAAUUGCAGACAUGACAGACAUCAAGCCCAUCCUGAGAAAACUGCCCCGGAUCAAGAAGUAUCUACUAAACUGUGAUAACAUGAGAUGCUCAGUGAAUGCCACCCCUCAGCAGAUGCCUCAGGCAGAGAAAGAGGUGGAAAACUUCCUUAGAAAUGUUGGCCGAAGCAAAAAGGAACGGAAGCCUGUCCGCCCGCAUAUUGUCGAGAAACCCACACCCAGUGGCCCCAGUGGAGCUGCACAUGUCAGUGGGUCCCAGAUCGUCAGAAAAUUGGUGACAGACCCCACCUUCAAACCCUGCCAGAUGAAGACACAUUUCGUGCUGCCCUUCCCUGUGAAUUACAUUGGCGAGUGUGUCAGAACUGUACCGUAUGCUGAUCCAGACCAUGCCAGCCUUAAGAUCCUUGCCCGUUUAAUGACAGCUAAAUUCUUGCAUACAGAAAUUCGAGAGAAGGGGGGUGCUUAUGGUGGCGGUGCUAAACUCACCCACAGUGGGAUUUUCACGCUUUACUCUUACAGGGAUCCCAAUUCCAUAGAAACACUACAGUCUUUUGGGAAAGCUGUAGACUGGGCUAAAUCUGGAAAGUUCACACAGCAGGACAUUGAUGAAGCCAAGCUGUCUGUCUUCUCUGCUGUGGAUUCUCCCGUUGCUCCAUCCGAGAAAGGAAUGGACCACUUCUUGUAUGGCCUCUCCGAUGAGAUGAAGCAGGCAUACCGAGAACAGCUCUUUGCUGUCAACCACGACAAACUGACCUCUGUGAGCCAUAAAUACCUUGGCAUCGGCAAGAGCACACACGGCCUGGCUAUCCUCGGACCAGAGAACUCAAAAAUUGCCAAAGACCCAUCAUGGAUCAUAAAAUAAUGAGUGUCACCUAUCUUUGAGUAUGUGUAAGAAACCAGAGGCUCUUAACAGCUGAGCCUCUGAGCUAAAUUUAAUGCAGAUGAUCACGAGAGUUACUAGUUUCUUUGUUCGGGAAAUCAUAGUUAGCCAUAUAAAAACCAACCAAAGGUGUUUAUUGACUAGAAAAAAAAAAAAAAGGAAAUUCUGUGACCAUGAGGAAAUCAUUAAUCAUGCAUUAAAUGACAACAGUGAGCACAUUAAACUUCUGAAACAGUACCAAGGCUAGAACAUGGAUUUUAAAUAUAAAAGCCAACUCCAACCUG
Mus caroli (Ryukyu mouse) is the source of this 3443-nucleotide messenger RNA. The record is from RefSeq and is a predicted model, not a curated record. NCBI's taxonomy places the organism in Eukaryota, Metazoa, Chordata, Mammalia, Rodentia, Muridae.